Monomorium pharaonis (pharaoh ant) is the source of this 3255-nucleotide messenger RNA. It is a transcript of the gene ZnT86D, whose product is annotated as zinc transporter 7. The coding region runs from base 453 to 1559 and encodes 368 amino acids. Lineage: Eukaryota; Metazoa; Arthropoda; Insecta; Hymenoptera; Formicidae. The transcript has 2 exons. Gene Ontology annotation, cellular component: membrane; Golgi apparatus. The record is from RefSeq and is a predicted model, not a curated record. Gene Ontology annotation, biological process: intracellular zinc ion homeostasis; transmembrane transport; zinc ion transport. Gene Ontology annotation, molecular function: zinc ion transmembrane transporter activity.
AAAGUCACCGGCAUGCCGCACGGGAUGGUGUGACGGAUUGACGGCGGCGCGACAGGUGAGUCUCCUUUUCUCACGCGGAACGCGGUUCAGGUUAGGUUAGGUUAGGACGCCCGCUGCUACCCGACGUGGACGUGGACGUUGGACGUGUCGCAUGCACAUGUGCAUGUUGCUCCAAUUAGCGAACCUGACGCGUGUCAAACAGCUGGAGAUACCGUACGUGGGCGAGCCACGACUAGUCUGAUCGAUCACCCGGCUCUCUAAGCAUUAUUUCUUCGUUUUUCUCGCGCUUCGGAAGAGAUUCCGAGGCCUUCGAUUGUCCUUUACCGACAGAUGUGCGUCUGGUCUUAAGGAAUUUAUGUGAUUUCCUGGAUAGCAACCUCCGUGGAGCGAGAUGUCUUCUGGCAACAUAUGACAGAUUCAAGCUCGUAAGAUCAGCGUGAUUUCCAAAAAAGAUGCUGCCACUCUCGCACAGUCCACGUGAGUCACGUUCCAACUUCCGCAGUAGGGUCAAGGAAAAGCUGCUGAGCUGGAAACGUCUCGUUUUUUCUGACAAAAAUAUCCGCAACUUAUUCCUGUUUCUAUGUCUCAACCUGUCUUUUGCUUGUGUCGAGCUGCUGUAUGGAAUAUGGACCAACAGUCUUGGUCUUAUUUCCGACAGUUUCCACAUGUUCUUUGACUGCACCGGUCUACUGUUUGGUCUAGCAGCGUCGGUUAUCACCAAGUGGAGAGCGAACGAUCGAUACUCGUACGGAUACGUCAGGGCCGAGGUGCUAGGUGGUUUUGUGAACGGAUUACUUCUGUUAUUUAUAGCUGUGUUUAUCAUGUCUGAGGCGGUAGAGCGAGCCAUUGAGCCACCGGAAAUCAAGCACGAGAGACUCUUCGUGGUGUCUGUGCUGGGGCUGAUAGUGAAUUUAGUAGGGAUAUAUGCAUUUCAACACGGACACGGCCAUGGCCACGGACAUCAUGGACAUGGUCACAGUCAUAGCCACAAUCAUAGUCAUGGUGGGAGAGGACAUCAAGAUCACUCUCACUCUCACUCUCAGAACCAUGACUAUUCUCUCCUGAAUCACAACUACGACCAUCACGUCGAGAUAGAAUCGUCCUUCAGUGGUACAAACUCGCAGAUCAUGAAGGGUGUGUUCUUGCACAUACUCGCGGACACCCUCGGGUCCGUCGGGGUGAUUAUAUCGGCAGUGCUGAUGCAGAUGUUCGGCUGGAUGAUCGCCGAUUCGAUCUGCUCUAUGCUCAUAGCAGUAUUGAUAGUGUUAAGUGUAGUCUCAUUGAUAAAGGAUUCGUGGGAAGUGCUCAUGCAGAGACAACCAGUAGCACUGGAUUACAUUUUGCCACAGUGUUACAAGAAAGUGACGCAGAUACCUGGCGUCUACAGCAUGCAAGAGCCGCACUUCUGGACCCUGUGCUCAGAUGUGUACGUUGGAUGUCUGAAAUUAGAGGUAGCUCGAGAAGUGGAUCCAAAGUCGGUCGUGGCGACAACGCACAAAAUUUUCCAGGCAGCGGGCAUCAAACAGCUUACCGUCCAGCUUGAUUAUGCUCCCAUGUGAUCCACGAAAGGCGUCGCGGAGUGUUCUCGUUACGAGUGUAACGGAAGUGUGUCUGUCUGCAGGCUCUGAAAUCCAGCGACAGUGUCGCAGACUGUUUUCGUCGAAAAUGUAAGCGACGAGAAAAUUAAGAGAAGCGUAGAUUUGAACUCGAGAUCCCUGGUUCCAUAGACUAGCUCUCUUACCACUAUGCCACACUGCUCCCAGGGAUCCCGAGUUCAAAUCUAUCUAAUGCUUCUUUAAAUUUUUCCGAUGUUUACAAAAAAGCCUAUGAUUGUGCGCAUAGGAAUGGUAAUCACCUUGGACUACAAAUCGUUUGAGGAUCGUGUAUGCCUUAGGAGAGAACUGCUGACGGGAUGAUAGAAAAACACAAUUUCUAAAAGUUUCUAAUCGAAUCAAAUUAUUAACUUAAAACACAUUUCUGAAGUAUGUAUGGUAAAAAAAAAUUUCUCUUAAUAUUAGAUACUAAGAACAACGGUCAGUUACAUUCUCUUCUCUGGAACAAGUGUUUUUCACUGUUUGUUCAUCUUUUUAUAAAUACUUUAUCGGAGCAAAGCAUCAUCUUUGUACUUGACUUGUAAUUACUGGUUAUUACAAGUAAGCAUUUCAGAGCCAGAUUUAAUUUAAUUAUAUCGUAAUAUGAGAGUAGCAUUACUUAGAUUUUUUAUUUUUGCAAUGAUGCCUUGCGCCGCAAUGUAAAUAUUUAGAAGAGAACAAAUCUUUAUAUACGCGAUGUGAGCUCGAACUCGCGACUUGUCACUUAUGAGUUCGUUGUUCUCAUACGGAGUUAUAUCGUAUCUCGCCUUGCGUCACAAUGAUGUGCGUUUGUAAGAAUAUUUUUUAACAUGACUUCCGAGAGCAAAAGAAUGCGGAAUCUUAUAUAAUUUGAAUAACUGAUCGAGACAAUUAUCAUUUUUAGAAAAUUAAAUUAUUGUUAGUUUGAAAUGUGGAAUCCAAAUGUUUAAGAAUAACGCAAGCGGCCAUAACAAUCUGGUGACAGCUGUAGAGAGCUAGUUAUGUCUGUACAUCUUUGCAUGAAAUAAAGAAAGUAACCUACAGUAAACAUGAAAAUAUUUCAUGAAAAUAUAUUUACCAUUUUUUAUACAGUGAUCUAAGAAAAGGUUGUUAUUUGUAUUUUUCCGUCCAUGCUAAGUAUUACCUUCCUUGUUACUCUGUAAUACUUUGAACUCAGAAACAUAACUUAGCAUGAGUGGAACAUUUGUUGAGUAACCGUACCAGUUAUGUAUGCACAAUCUGUUGGAUGAAUUUGUGUAAUAUUAUUUGUAUAUAAUUUAUAAUUAUGUUAUCGGGCUGAUGCCGAUUGUAGCUAAAUAAACGAAAUAUUACAAGUUAAUGACGUGAAAAAUUAGAACCUGUAAAAAAGCGUCAGAAUCCAAGGGAUCCGGAUAAGACGAUUUUAGAUUUUUUGGGGGAAAAUAUUUUCUCGAUUUAUUUGUAGAACACUUUUCUAAACGUAACGGGAACUUUUUGGAUCCUUACUGUAAAAUGUAAAUGAUCGAAAAAUUAUUGAAUGCGAUAUUUAUCUUUGAUUUUUAGCUUCGUGAUUAGAUAUUAAGCAGUUAAACACAGAUUUAAAUAAUGAUUUCAUCGGAUUUCUACGAGAAAAUCGAUAGCAAUGAUUUUUACAUUUCACACGUGUAUUAAUAUAUACAUAUUUUAAUAUAUAUUUUUAAAUUUA